Pseudophryne corroboree (corroboree frog) is the source of this 2087-nucleotide messenger RNA. Its product is annotated as germ cell-specific gene 1-like protein. Bases 1061 to 2029 code for a protein of 322 amino acids. The transcript has 8 exons. The record is from RefSeq and is a predicted model, not a curated record. Gene Ontology annotation, cellular component: plasma membrane. Lineage: Eukaryota; Metazoa; Chordata; Amphibia; Anura; Myobatrachidae.
ACAUCCCAUGUAGCCAACAAUUCAUCAUACUGUUCUGCAGUGCACCAGCUGAGUGCUAACUGGAUAAAAAAUGGCCAGAUUCUCUCCUUCCUUGAUAUUGGGGUAAUCGUAAAAUCUCAAAAUAGAUUUCAAUGAAAACAAAGGGACCAAGGAUGUGAUGAUUUGCUCAUACAUGCCAGAGAUCCUGCUUCACAAGGUUAGACUAUUAUCUGGAUGAGCCACACAGUGCGGGAGUCUGACUUGCGCGGGAGGUGCGAAAUUCUAAUCAUUGUACUGCUGAGGCACAAUAACAAAUGCUGUGCCAGUCACUAUUGGAAGAGGAGUGAGUGGGUUGCUGGCCUGCCUAAAAUGCUUGCUGCAGAAUUCUAGCAAAGUCAGCUGCCUUACAGGCUACACGCUCGCAGUGAUCUGUCCUGCUUUGGAGAAGACUUAGCUCCUGUGGUAGAUGACGCUCUUCAAUGCUUCUUGAGGCUUGUGAUUACGGCCAUACUCCACAGGAUACGCCUGAUCCCGGUCGAUCUUGGAAGCAAAUCUGUGGCAGGCCUGGUCAGUAACUGUGUGGGGGACCAGCAGUGAACACCAGGUGCAGUAAACAACCCAGCUGAACAGCAGAAGAAACCUAUAACCUAACUGAGGACGAUCAUACGGAACACAGAUAUCUAUUAGUAAUCUUCUCCGGAAUGUCUAUGGGAAUGCUGGACUGUGUUUGGGCUAGGAUGUGCAUUUAAUAUCAAGUUAAUAUUCUACAAUUCUUAUGUUCUUCAUAUUUCUCCAGCGUUGCAGGUGUGUUUUUUUGCUUGAGAUAAAACAAUCAGUAACAUACUCUAUGUAAACAAUUUUCAACCAACUUAAAAUGCAUAAUUCUGGGAAAAAUACAUGAACGCAAUAAUACAAGUAGACCGUUAAUAAGCAAAAUUAAGAAUGUUAAACAGUGACAAUAGAAAUCCAGAACUGUGAGCAACUAUGCUGAAUCAGAUGGAACACAUAAAGGAGCCACCUAUGGCACAUCAAUUCUGAAAUAUUCUGGAUAUACAGUACAUCCUGAAGUACUGCCUUCACUAUGAAAAUAAGCAGGAGGAGCCGGUCGCUGCUGUCCGUGGUACUGAAUCUACUGGCUCUCAGUUUCUCAGUGGCAGCCUUUUUUACCAGCUACUGGUGUGAGGGGACACACAAAGUGGUGAAGCCACCGUGUCUAUCAGCCGUGAAAAGCAAGAACUGUCAGGUGUUAUCACUAAACAGCACCACCACAAACAGCGACCCAACUGACAUCAAUGGAACACUGGACCAGAAUGUUGUUCACUAUAACUGGGAGACCGGAGAUGACAAGUAUGCCUUCAAGUACUUUCACACUGGCUUCUGGCUCUCCUGUGAAAAACACCAAGGGGAAGAGGCAUGUCGCAGCUUUAUUGAAUUAUCCCCGGAAUCGGAAAAAGGUGUACUCUGGCUGUCAGUGAUCUCCGAGUUUCUGUACAUCAUCCUGCUAAGCCUUGGCUUUCUGCUUAUGUGCUUAGAGCUCUUCACCUCUAGUAACUUCAUCGAUGGCCUGAAAAUCAAUGCGUUUGCUGCUAUUAUAACAGUGCUCUCAGGUCUCCUUGGCAUGGUAGCCCAUAUGAUGUACAUGACCGUUUUCCAGGUGACUGUAAACCUAGGACCCAAGGACUGGAGACCACAGACUUGGUAUUAUGGCUGGUCUUUUGGUCUGGCCUGGCUGUCCUUCACCUUGUGCAUGUCUGCUUCUGUCCUCACCCUCAACACUUACACCAAGACCAUCCUGGAGUUCAAGUACCGUCGAAGGAUCUUUGAAAAAAAUGUACGAGAAUGCAAUCCUUUCCUGGACUCUGAGAUGGUGCGUUUCCUCUGGGAGAAGUACAUCUUCUCUGUCAGUGGUACCCUUGAAGACCCAUUGAACUGGCACAAGGGAUUUGGAAACCCCAUUUUAUUGGAUAUCGACAGCAUUACCGAUCUGCAGGGUGCGGGGAAGGAGGAGGAAAGAAGUGUAGAAGUAGAGGACGAUGGAGAACAGUGUUAACACAGACACACUACAUCAAGUCACCAAUGUAUAUCAAAAUAAAAGCUUAGUUAAAUGA